Messenger RNA from Orycteropus afer afer, 2078 nucleotides. RefSeq names its product prolyl 4-hydroxylase subunit alpha 3 (gene P4HA3). Gene Ontology annotation, cellular component: endoplasmic reticulum. Gene Ontology annotation, biological process: peptidyl-proline hydroxylation to 4-hydroxy-L-proline. Lineage: Eukaryota; Metazoa; Chordata; Mammalia; Tubulidentata; Orycteropodidae. The record is from RefSeq and is a predicted model, not a curated record. Gene Ontology annotation, molecular function: iron ion binding; protein binding; procollagen-proline 4-dioxygenase activity.
GAAGCGCCAGCCAUGGGCCCCGCGGCGCGGCUGGCGGCGCUACUGGUGCUGCUGGCGCUCAGGCCCGGGGGACCGGCGGCACGCGGGGACACAUUUUCCGCGCUGACUAGCGUGGCGCGCGCCCUGGUGCCGGAGCGCCAGCUUCUGGCACUGCUGCGGCGUUACCUGCGUGGGGAGGAGGCGAGGCUACGGGACCUGACCAGAUUCUAUGACAAGGUGCUUUCUUUGCAUGAAGAUUCAUCAACCUCCGUGGCUAAUCCUCUGCUUGCAUUUACUCUCAUCAAACGCCUGCAGUCAGACUGGAGGAAUGUGGUGCAUAGUCUGGAAGCCAGUGAGAACAUCCAAGCUCUGAAGGAUGGUUAUGAGAAAGUGGAGCAAGACCUCCCAGCCUUUGAGGACCUUGAAGGAGCAGCAAGAGCCCUGAUGAGGCUGCAGGAUGUGUACAUGCUCAAUGUGAAAGGGAUGGCCCGAGGUGUCUUCCAGAGAGUCACUGGCUCUGCUGUUACUGACCUCUACAGUCCCAGACGACUUUUCUCCCUCACAGCAGAUGACUGUUUUCAAGUUGGCAAGGUGGCCUAUGACAUGGGGGAUUACUAUCACGCUAUUCCAUGGCUGGAGGAGGCUGCCAGUCUCUUCCGAGGAUCUUAUGGAGAGUGGAACACAGAGGAUGAGGCAAGUCUAGAGGAUGCCUUGGAUCACUUGGCCUUUGCCUAUUUCCAGGCUGGAAAUAUUUCAUAUGCCCUCAGCCUCUCCCGAGAGUUUCUUCUGUACAGUCCAGACAAUAAGAGGAUGGCCAGGAAUGUCUUGAAAUAUGAAAGGCUCUUGGCAGAGAGCCCCAAACAGAUGGUAGCUGAAGCUGUCACCCAGAGGCCUAAUGUUCCCCACCUGCAGACCAGAGACAAGUAUGAGGGACUGUGUCAGACCCUAGGUUCCCAGCCUACUCACUACCAGAUCCCUAGCCUCUACUGCUCCUAUGAGACCAACUCUAGCCCAUACCUGCUGCUCCAGCCUGUCCGGAAGGAGGUCAUCCACUUGGAGCCUGAUGUUGUCCUCUAUCAUGACUUUGUCAGUGACUUGGAGGCUCAGAAAAUUAGGGGCCUUGCAGAACCAUGGCUACAAAGAUCAGUGGUGGCAUCAGGGGAAAAGCAGUUACAAGUGGACUACCGCAUUAGCAAAAGUGCCUGGCUGAAGGACACCGUUGACCCAAUGCUGGUGACUCUUGACCAUCGCAUUGCUGCCCUUACAGGCCUUGAUGUCCAGCCCCCAUAUGCAGAGUAUCUCCAGGUGGUGAACUAUGGAAUCGGAGGACACUAUGAGCCUCACUUUGAUCAUGCUACGUCACCAAGCAGUCCUCUGUACAGAAUGAAGUCUGGGAACCGAGUUGCAACAUUUAUGAUCUAUCUGAGUGCAGUGGAAGCUGGAGGAGCCACAGCCUUCAUCUAUGCCAACUUUAGCAUGCCUGUCGUUAAGAACGCAGCACUGUUUUGGUGGAACCUGCAUAGGAGUGGUGAAGGGGAUGGUGACACUCUUCAUGCUGGCUGUCCUGUCCUGGUGGGGGAUAAGUGGGUGGCCAACAAGUGGAUACAUGAGUAUGGACAGGAAUUCCGCAGGCCCUGCAGCUCAAGCCCUGAAGACUGAAAUGUUGGCAAAGAGAACCUGGUUAAGUCCUAUGGCUUCCCAAAGAAGCCAGAAGCCAAAAGCUUGGCUAGGAAAGGAGAAAGGAGAGCAGCCUUCUGGAAGAGGGCUCUUGUCAGCAUGGGCCUGUUCCUUGAAAAUGGAGGACCAAGAAGUGGUCUUUACCAGGAGACAUUUGUUUCUCUUCAAACCAUUUGGACACUACAAAGGAGAGGGUGAUAGAGGCCCAAGAGAAGUUUCUGGAGCUCAGAUAUUAUUUGUUGGGACUAGGACAUAUUGACAGUCUCUAAGGUGUGGACCAUGGGGCCUCUGCCACUUUGAACCUUGACAGGGACUCAGAAGUGGCAAUGAGGGUGCCUAUAGGAGGGGACUAGCCUGACUUCCAUGUCAUUAAGCCUUUCUCCCCACUGACUUCUGCUGGAAACGUAGCAGCAGGGAGUGUC